AUGACCUUGCCGCUGCCACCCGACCACUUUCGCUGCCCACCGCUCGACGAGUGCGACCGCGAGUACUUUGUGAACCUCGCCAACAAGGCGGCGUUCGACUGCGUCCGCAAUGCCAUGUCGCUCCAGGCGACGCCAGUGGUCUCGGUCUUCAAGAGCGACGUCACCCAGCGCUUUGCUCGCAUGCGCGAAGGGCCCGACUCGGUCCAGCCGCACCUGCCCGCGACGGUCGCCAACACGCAGAUCCACGCGACGAUCGAGCAGGUCGCCGACUUCUUCUACCUCGACACACUGCCCAAGGCUCGGACGUACGCCAAGACUGUGGGCCAAAUCGUGCUCGACCGACAAACGCUGUAUACGCUCGAGGCGCGUGACACGUCUGUGUCCCUUCGCUACGUCGGCAUCGACUGGCUCGUCAUCCAGUGCCCGUACAUUGCCGUCUCGAACCGCGACGCUGUCUUCGUCGAGAUCCACGACGAGCUCGAUUUUUACGACGAAGUCGCCAAAGUGCACCGGCGCGGCUUUGUGCGCUGCCUCCACUCGAUCGAAAUCGACUGCUGCCCGCCGCUCAAGGCGUCGCACGGCAUCAUCCGAUCGGCGUUUGUUCGAAGCGGCCACAUUUUCAUCGAGACGGACACACCAGGUCUGCUCAACUACUACACCGUGUACGUGACGCUCGCGAAUGGCAACAUUCCGCGCCUCUCGGCCAUGCAGCGCAGCCAGUGCAAGCGCAUUUUGAGCCUCGAAGAACACUUGUGCUACGACCACGUCACCACGUCGAUGGACAAUGGCGAGUUCGUGCCCGUGCAGCGCUACGAGUCGCAGGCAACGGCCAAGCAGUGCUCGCGCUGCACGAAGAAGCUGCAUGCGCUCGUCAAGCGAAAGAACUGCGCCAAGUGCGGCCACGUCGUCUGCAUGGACUGCUGCAACAAAUGCAAGGUCGUGUUCCAGCUCGCACCACGCACGAUCCAUAUGUGCCAUCACUGCUUCUGCCGCGGCCUCGACAUGAAGCCGUUGCCGCAGUCGCCAGCCGAGUGCGGCGCGACGCUGCACUUUAGCCGCAGGCACGUGGCCAUGGCCCGCUACGUAAAGGAGCUAACAGCGAGUCAGAGCGCCCUCCCCACCGCGCAAGUCGUCGAUCUCGCGCGCGGGCUCGCUGACAUGAAGCUGGCGUCCUUGCCGACAACGACCCACAUCAUGGACGAGGACGCGUUCGAUCGGUUGUACAUGUAGUAUUCUUGUAACACUGUGCGUGUGUGUGGUUAAUAUGUG
This is a messenger RNA of Saprolegnia parasitica CBS 223.65, 1269 nucleotides long. RefSeq lists its product as hypothetical. The transcript is spliced from 6 exons. Lineage: Eukaryota; Oomycota; Saprolegniomycetes; Saprolegniales; Saprolegniaceae. The record is from RefSeq and is a predicted model, not a curated record. The coding region runs from base 1 to 1230 and encodes 409 amino acids.